AUGCAGCGCAGCUCUAAACAGAAGUCAUGUUUCAACUGCAAGAACAGUAAGAGACGGUGUGACCGGACGCUCCCCAGCUGCACCCGAUGUAUCGACCAUGGAGUUGAGUGUGCAUAUCCCUUCUCGCAGGACCUAUCUGAUCGCGGCUCUCUCGAUUCCCGGCACAGCAACAGCGGGAGGCAGAAAACUUUUGAUGUCCGCUCUACACCAAUACAGCCACGCGAUGCAUUUGACCCAGAUGAUUCAUCAAGGAUAGCCAGCAGCCACCAAGCUUCUGGAUCAUCGUCAUCGUCGGCGCAAGCCCCGACCAUAGUGACCCUCGCCAAAUCACACACCCUGUCUGGUAGGGAAUUGAAAUGGUUCACACCGCCCUCCACCUGGGUUGUCGUCCAUCAUUACCACCCGCCUGGUUCUCUGCCAUCACCGCAAGUCUUUACAGAAUUCUUCCGCGGACUUCAGAGAUGGCUUGUCCGCUUCCAGAGGGAGGGGCACAACCCAUUCAUCCACCGCCAGCUGUACCCGCCGCGAGAAAUACCAGACUGUAUUCAAGAUGCCUAUGCUGCCAUUGCAGUCUCAAUUGGGAGCUCUACUGAAAAUCAAAACAUGACUGAUAGUACAACGAUAUCAUAUGCUGAAAAACUAAUCGCCCAACAGGCUACCUUGGUCAGCCAGCCCCUCAACAUAAUGACAGCCAAGGACCACUUGGCCCGCACCCAGGCCCUCCUCAUCCACCUCAUUCUCGCCGUCUCGUCGGCUUCAAUAUCCCGUCAGGCUAAAGCCAAUGGCUGGAUAGAAACUCUCCACCGCUGGAAAACUGAGCUGUUAGCGUCGGCUGAGCAGGAGUCCAGCCUCGCGCAGCUGUUCCCUUGCGAGCCUGCUCUUGCCCUAGAUGGUGCUGUAUCGGAUACCGAUCCUAUCCCGGACCUUCAUCGGGCGUUUCUUAUCUGCGAAUCAAUCCGCCGGACGUGGCUAUUAUGUUCGGUGUCUAUAGGAAUGUACCGCAGUCUCAAAGGAGACUGGAUCAAUGCCUGUGGCGGCGACAUCUGCUUCACGGCCCGUGCCAGCCUCUGGAGUGCUGCCUCAUCCGCCGCCUGGGCAAGUAUUGCCAGAACGACGGAUCCAUUAUUCGAGUACAGUCUUCGCGGAGAAGAAGUAGCAAAGCGAGGGAUCCCUGCUAUGGAAGUUGACGAGUUCGCCCGUCACAUAUUCACGCUUAUGUGGGGUGCGGACAAGGUUGAGAGCUGGGUUUUCCGGACCCGACAAGUUCAAUCGGCUGGCCAUUGA
Messenger RNA from Trichoderma breve, 1284 nucleotides. Its product is annotated as fungal zn(2)-Cys(6) binuclear cluster domain-containing protein. Gene Ontology annotation, molecular function: zinc ion binding; DNA-binding transcription activator activity, RNA polymerase II-specific. The record is from RefSeq and is a predicted model, not a curated record. Bases 1 to 1284 code for a protein of 427 amino acids. Lineage: Eukaryota; Fungi; Ascomycota; Sordariomycetes; Hypocreales; Hypocreaceae. The transcript has a single exon. Gene Ontology annotation, biological process: regulation of transcription by RNA polymerase II.